Messenger RNA from Saccharomycodes ludwigii, 1380 nucleotides. RefSeq names its product alpha-factor pheromone receptor STE2 (gene STE2). Gene Ontology annotation, biological process: G protein-coupled receptor signaling pathway. Gene Ontology annotation, cellular component: G protein-coupled receptor homodimeric complex; membrane. Gene Ontology annotation, molecular function: mating-type factor pheromone receptor activity; pheromone binding. Bases 1 to 1380 code for a protein of 459 amino acids. NCBI's taxonomy places the organism in Eukaryota, Fungi, Ascomycota, Saccharomycetes, Saccharomycodales, Saccharomycodaceae. The transcript has a single exon. The record is from RefSeq and is a predicted model, not a curated record.
AUGUCAAAUAAUAUUACCAUCGAUAGUAAUUAUAAUCCGGAUGAAAAUUAUAUUUCUUACACUUCUGUUUACGGAGCAAACACUGAAGUGCCUAUGACGGCUUUACAACAAUUUAUGAGAAUAAAGAUUAACCAAGCGGUCGUUUAUGGAACCAGAAUUGGUAUUGCUGGCAUUGUUAUGCUUAUCCUCUUCAUUGUCACUAAGAAUAAAAAAACACCCAUUUUUAUCAUUAACCAAAUUUCCUUGAUCCUGACUAUCAUUCAUUCAGGAUUAUUUUGUAGAUACUUAUUAAGCCAUUAUUCUUCAAUUGUUUUUAAUUUAACUUUAUUUCCUCAAUACGUUCCAAGAAAAGAUGUUUAUCUAUUUGGCGCCACAAAUAUGAUCCAAGUCUUACUAGUUGCUUCUAUUGAAUUCAGUUUAGUAUUCCAAAUUAAUACCAUUUUUAGAAAUGUCCAAUAUAAAAAAAUAGGUGUUAUUAUUAGUGUUGUAUCUGGCGCGCUUGGUGUCACCACCGUGGCCAUGUAUUUUAUUACAGCUAUUAAAUCUAUGAUUAAUGUUUAUGCUUCUGUACUUCAAAAGACUGAUCAAUACUAUUUUAAUGUUGCUAAUAUUUUGUUAUCCUCGUCUAUAAAUUUUAUGACAUUUCUAUUAUGUGUUAAAUUGGUCAUGGCUAUUAAAACAAGAAGAUAUCUAGGAUUAAGACAAUUUGAUAAUUUCCAUAUUUUGUUAAUUAUGUCAAGCCAAACAUUAAUUCUUCCAAGUAUCUUAUUUAUAUUAUCAUAUGCUUUAGGUGAUGUGGGCACCACAAAUUUAGUUUCAAUUGCUGUAUUGUUUGUUGUUAUUUCUUUGCCGCUAUCAUCCAUGUGGGCAAACGUUUCCAAUACAACCUCUGAUCUCACGUAUUUCACGGCCAAUUACUCACCAACAACUAGUUAUAGUCAGAGCAAAUCUUUUUUUUCGGAAAAUAGUUCAACUCAAGAAAGUGCAGUAGAUACAAAGUCAAAAUUUAAAUUAUUAAAUAAAUUAAAAAAAAAAACAAAACACACCUCUGAGGUUAGUAUUGAUAAGAGCAUAGAAUCAUGUUUUGAUGAGAAUGAAACCCCUGUAAAUACUAAAAGUACCAUUUUUAUGGAUAAAAAUCCAUCAAAGGAAGAGUUGUUUCUAGAAGAUUUAGAAUUACAAACUGCGACUACUUCAGGUGACGUUUCUUCACAUUUUUGGACAACUGAACUAGAAAGUAGUAAACCCGAUACGUUUGAAGGUGGCUCAUGCUCCCAAAAUGAUAACUAUUUUUUGAAAUCAUCAAAUAAUGUUGCCGCUUACGACCAUCAUGCUGAUGAAAUGGUACAUUCCAAGAUUCUUAUGAAAAGAAAUCCGUGA